AUGUAUCUCUUAUGGAGAAUCGGAUGGCUACUGCUCUGCCUGGCUGCCGCAACAGGUUAUGUUGAAUGCCAUCAACAAAAGCCUCUCGGUGACCAGAAACCACUCAGCUAUCCCACUUUCACCAUCCGCGAGCAAAAAGAUGAGCUCUGCGAUGCAGGUUCUCGGUUCUGGACCGGCACCGUCAAUAUCACUGCUGACAAAUCCAUGUUCUUUUGGUUCUUUGAGAGUCGUCGUGACCCCGAGACGGAUCCUUUGGUUCUCUGGAUGAGCGGUGGACCGGGUGCGACAGGAGAAUUGGGCUUAACUAUGGGAAGCGGCCCUUGCGUCGUCAACGCUGAUGGCAACUCUACAAGUCGCCGCAAAUUCUCUUUCACAGACCGAGCCAAUGUUGUUUAUAUCGAUCAACCAAUUGGUGUGGGAUUCUCACAUAUAACUAAUCGCGACGAUAUUGCCGUCACCCUACAACAAGGCGCCCGCGAUGUUUACUCUUUCCUGUCGCACCUAUCGACAAACGUUUUUCCCAAUCUGUCCGGUCGCUCUUGGAACUUGGCCGGUGAAUCGAUGGGCGGCCACUAUGUUCUUGGUUAUGCGCACUAUAUGGCUUCCCUUGAAGGCCAGACGUCACUUAUUAACAUUUCCUCUAUCGUGAUUAUAGAUGGUUACGUGGACGCAUCACGUCAAAGUGUAGGGUAUUAUGACUUCUUCUGUACUGACUGGGCCCUAGACGGCCGCAAGGCGCCUCUGAUGAAUGAGUCGGCCUGUGCGGAUAUGGCCGCCGCUGUCCCUUCUUGUGAACUGCUAGGCAGUUACUGCCGCGAAUCUUAUGAUCUGCUAGUGUGCGGGCAAGCAUUUUCGGCCUGUGAGGAAACAGUGGGUGAGCAUUUCCUCAGUGGAGUUGUUCCUGGAGGAUGGGAUCCUUAUGAUGGUCGCCAUACCUGCGAGAGUCCCCCUCUAUGCUCAAACUUCGCUCAUGGGCGCUCUUGGAAGUUCUUCAAUCAACCUUGGGUUCAAGAACAGCUUGGACAGCCUUACUCCCAAUUCGAGCUCAUCGAUUUCGAUACCGGGAUGCGUUGGCAUCGCGCAAAGAGUCUCUUUUUGCCAGUCACACGAGAAAUGACUUGGCUCCUCGACAAUACAUGUAUUCGAAUUUUGGUGAUUAAUGGAAAUAAUGAUAUUAUCAUUAAUACACCUGGUCAAAUGCGAAUGUUGGACGAGCAGCCUUGGCAUGGCCAGGCACGCUACCGAAGCCAGGUUUACCAAGACUGGUAUUUUGGAACAGGAGACAUCACGUCGGAUGUCCAAGGUUGGGAUGUGAAACGGGGCGGGUUUUGGAAGGGAACAGAACGUCUAGCGCUGUAUGCCAUUGAUGAAGCUGGGCAUUUCGCACCCUAUCACCAGCCUGAAGCAGUGGGUGCCGUGCUAAGAACUUGGCUUGGCACUUCAGACAACGCAGAUCAAAGAGCUUCUGGAUAA
This is a messenger RNA of Fusarium oxysporum Fo47, 1473 nucleotides long. RefSeq names its product Alpha/Beta hydrolase protein. The record is from RefSeq and is a predicted model, not a curated record. Gene Ontology annotation, cellular component: fungal-type vacuole. Bases 1 to 1473 code for a protein of 490 amino acids. The transcript is spliced from 6 exons. Lineage: Eukaryota; Fungi; Ascomycota; Sordariomycetes; Hypocreales; Nectriaceae. Gene Ontology annotation, molecular function: serine-type carboxypeptidase activity. Gene Ontology annotation, biological process: proteolysis.